AUGAACGGCGGCCAGCUCGGCGGUGGCCGAUCGGAAACUGGGUUUGGGGCUCGUAUUCUUCAUUUGCUGAAGAACACAAUGAACAAGGAGAGAAAAUGGAAAUUUCGUUUUGAUCGAUUUUUGAGAGAAGAGGAAAAUGAAAUUGCUUUUAAUGAUGGUUCAUGUAAUGGUGGUGAGAAUGGGGUUUAUAUCAGAGCCCAGGGUCUUAUUCCGUUUAUGAUAUGGAAACUUGUUGGAGUUUGUUUCAUCAAAUACCCGAUAAGGAUGUCGUGUUAUGGAGUGCUAUGGUUGCUGCCUGUGUUAAGAAUAAGGACUAUCAGUAAGCUCUUGAGUUGUUUAGAGAACGCAGAUUUUGGGCUGAAAGUUAAUCAUAUUAUUAUCAGCAUUCUGCCUGCCUGUGCUAACAUUGGCGCUCUACAAUCGGGCAGAGAAAUGCACGGUUUUAUUAUACUAAGAAUGUUUUAUCGUGUUGUUAGUGUUCAUAAUUCAUUGGUUGAUAUGUAUGCAAAGUGUAGGAGUCUUGAGACUGGAAUUCAUGUUUUUGAUGGGAUGUUGAAGAAGGACUUGGUUUCUUGGAGGAUUGUGAUCCGUGGUUAUAUCGAGAAUGAACGUUGUAUAGAAGCAAGUAAUGUUUUUUCAAAGAUGCGGCUGUUGUCUUUCUUUGCGCCAGAUGAAUUUGUUGUCCAGGAUAUGAUAAUGGCAUUGCUACAAUCUGGAGGGAGUAAAAUUGGAUCAGCAUUUCAUUGUUACAUUCUGAAAAUGGCUUCUUGGAUUUUGUUUCCUUUGCAACUGCACUUCUGCAGAUAUGUUAUUUAUGAACAUGAAACCCGAUUGCUUCAGUUUAAUAGUCUAUUGCAAAUGUGUUCUUUGAUGUCAUCCCAAGAAGCAUCUAAUGAACUUGGAGAUAGCAUCCAUGCGUUCAUAGGAAAAAUUCGGAAGGGUCAAGCAGGGACGGCUCUUUUUGACGAAGUUCCCUUCAAAGAUCUCAUUUGUUGGAGUUCAAUGAUUAAUGGAUAUGUUUUAAAUGGUUAUGGAGUUGAGGCUCUUGAUACAUUCUCAAAUAUGUUAGAUUGUGGGAUAAAGCCCAAUGAAAUUACUUUUCUUUCAGUUUUAUCUGCUUGUAGUCAUUUUGGGCUAGAAUAUGAGGGUUGGAACUGGUUCAUUCCAUGA
Molecule: messenger RNA, 1170 nt
Organism: Hibiscus syriacus
Lineage: Eukaryota; Viridiplantae; Streptophyta; Magnoliopsida; Malvales; Malvaceae
Product: pentatricopeptide repeat-containing protein DOT4, chloroplastic-like
Exons: 4
Coding region: 1-1170 (389 amino acids)
Biological process (GO): RNA modification
Cellular component (GO): intracellular membrane-bounded organelle
Molecular function (GO): protein binding; RNA binding
Source: RefSeq, a predicted model, not a curated record